Doryrhamphus excisus (bluestripe pipefish) is the source of this 5712-nucleotide messenger RNA. RefSeq names its product serine/threonine-protein kinase MAK-like. Gene Ontology annotation, biological process: protein phosphorylation. Gene Ontology annotation, molecular function: protein kinase activity; ATP binding. The record is from RefSeq and is a predicted model, not a curated record. NCBI's taxonomy places the organism in Eukaryota, Metazoa, Chordata, Actinopteri, Syngnathiformes, Syngnathidae.
GUUCGUUUCUUAAGCCGUUUUUAAUAAACCGAAGUGAUUUCACGUCAUUGUCCGCGUACACAAAUCAGCGUGUAUACUCACGUAUCUGCUGCUCAUUGAAACCGCCAAGUUGGACAGAAGUGGACUCGAGCCAACCCAAAGAAAAAAUCCGCCACUGAGCUUCAUGACGUGAAAAUGUACGGUCUGCUCCAAAAUUCUCUCCGAAAAAUUGUGAACUGAAAUGGCACCCAACAUCUCACCGUUGCCUACUUCAUUCAUUUUCUGCAAACGUUUAUUUGCGAAGGCUGGCAACGCAAUUUGGAGAUUGGAAAAACAACUUCCGGGUUAGGAGCGGAGAAGCAGGCCAAAGCAAUCGACGUAUCCGGUUCUCAUCGUGCUUUGUCUUUUGGAUCUCGUUGCAGUGGCAGUUCUCAGGUGAAAUACCGCCACCCGCUGGUCGUUAUGUGUACCAACACUUUAUGAAACUGAUACUGAACAAAUAAUGUACCGUAUGUUUGGUCUCACAAUAGCUUUGUAAACACUGCCGUCAUAUAUUUGACAGGGUAGUCACAAUGAUAAUAAUACAAUCAAUAAAAAUGGAUGGCUUCUUAUGGGUUAUAUGUGCCCAAUUCCGGGUGUAGUCCACCUUUUGUUCAAAGUCAGCUGUACAGCUAUAGAAAAUGGAUAUUGAGUACAUGUUGUUAAACUGGGUGCAGUCAGGUAACAACAUUAGUAAUGAAAUACAACCUGCUCCAGUCUUGGCUUAUCUUUGGUUAGAUGAGACAGACAGGUAGUGCAAAACAAACCAAACCUGGAACCUGCAGCCACACACCGAGCCUAAAUCUGCAGAGAGAAAGUGACUGUGAACUGGACUGCCAAGGAGUGACGGUCUUUGGAAAAUGAACCGCUACGCCAUGCUCAAACAACUGGGGGACGGUACCUAUGGAAGUGUACUCCUGGGCAGGAGCAAUGAGACCGGGGAGCUGGUUGCCAUAAAAAGGAUGAAGAGAAAGUUUUAUUCUUGGGAAGAGUGCAUGAAUCUGAGGGAGUUAAAGUCUCUGAAGAAACUGAACCAUCCCAAUGUGAUCAAACUGAAAGAGGUCAUAAGGGAAAAUGAUAAUCUCUUCUUUGUCUUUGAAUAUAUGAAAGAAAACCUCUACCAGCUCAUGAAUGAGAGGAACUAUGCAAUGUUUUCCGAAAAUGAGAUCAGGAACAUCAUGUUCCAAGUGCUGUCUGGUUUGGCAUUUAUGCAUAAACAUGGGUAUUUCCACCGUGAUAUGAAACCAGAGAACCUGCUCUGCAUGGGCCCGGAGCUGGUUAAAAUUGCAGAUUUUGGGCUUGCCAGAGAAAUUCGCUCCCAGCCACCAUACACUGAUUAUGUGUCCACCAGAUGGUACAGAGCUCCAGAAAUUCUACUCAAGUUCACCUCAUACAGCUCACCCAUUGACAUCUGGGCAGUGGGGUGCAUCAUGGCGGAGUUGUACACAUUUCGGCCAUUGUUUCCCGGCAACAGUGAAGUGGAUGAGAUCUUUAAAAUCUGCCAGGUGUUAGGAACUUUGAAGAAGGCUGAAUGGCCCGAGGGCUACAUUAUAGCCAGCUCGAUGAACUUUCGCUUCCCAAAAUGUAUCCCAACCUGCCUCAGCUCUCUGAUUCCCAAUGCUAGCAAUGAAGCGAUCACACUGAUGAAAGACAUGCUGCAAUGGGAUCCAAAGAAAAGGCCAAGUGCUGCUCAGGCUCUGCAGUAUCCAUACUUCUAUGUGGGUCAGGCACUCUGUGACCCACUCAAGUAUUCAAAGCAGCACAAAGUCCAGGCAACGAUGGUCAAAGACACUGUGGAGGCAAACGCUUUGUCUUUGUGUAAGACAAGCAAGUCGGAGCCGAGAAAGACCCAAACGGAGUCACAAACCUGUAGCCAGUCUCUCCAUCAGCCCCAUCAGCCCCUUCAGCCUAUCCAACUGUCCCAGCAGGUGGACACACAACAACAAACAUGUCCCAGCAUGCUGUCGGAGGAACAGCAUGAACCACUCAGUUUGGUUAAAAAUAAGCAACUGAUGGCGACAACAAAAGAAGCAGCCACCGGGACAGAGAACAGUGUUACCAGAGUGAGGGCUGGACGAAGACGAUGGGGCCAAAUGUCUAUCAAGUCCGUCGACAGUUGGGACACUUCUGAUGAUGCAGACGUUGGAGUUUCCAUUUCCAAAAAACCAACAAUGAAUUCUCUGAGGGACGGAAACUUUGAUGUGCCCAGCAGUUGUUUUCCAGCGUCCAGGACACCCACGCCAUUAAAACCAACAAGCAGCAAUGGAUUGGACAGAGGUGACUCCAUACCACUGUCACCUAAGCAACACUAUCUGCGGCAGUCCAGAUAUCUACCAGGCAUUGACCCAAAAAGCGGCUCCUCAACGGGCAACCAAGCAGUCAGCAGAAGCCUGUGGCAGCUCUUGGGUUUAGCUCACGAACAGGAAGUGGAGCUGCCUCUUAUUAAAGAUUCCUUCAUGUCCAAGACAAAUAUUUCACCUUGUGAGAAGUCAGAAACAAGAGAUACUAAACAGAUGACACAGAUCGGAGGCCCCUGUGCUGACUUUCCAUCAACUUGUUUAGUUGAUCUGUCUUCUUCCGCUGAUCUUAAGAUUGACUCAAAAAUCAAACUGUCCAAGAGCGGGAUCUUCUCUAAUAAAGAGAUCCAGAAAGACCAUGAUGACUUCAGAUCUCCUCAAGUCCCAUGUACAAGUACAAGCUUCUCAGGAAUGAAUACAUUCUCCAGAAACACUACCAUCCCACCAGUACAUGGACGAGUAGACUGGACUGCUAAAUAUGGAGGCAAUCGAUAGACACAUGUCUUGACCAUUUGUGGUCAUUCUCAUUGUCACGCAAAUUGAGCCUCUGUCGAUGGACAUGGUCUAUGUAAGCGCUGCUCCUGUAUGGAUCCAAAGUCCUGAUCUGAACCAGCCACUGUGACAGCUGAGUAACAAGACUUUUUUCAUGGAGUGGUGAUGCAUUACAGCGUAUUGGGUACCAUAUAAGUACAUGUAUAGUGGUUACACAUUUUUUAAAAUGCGGAAGUUAACUUCAAAUGUCUCACUAGAUACUAAUGCAGUGGCUCCAAAAACCUUUAGUCCAAUAUCCCUUCAGACAUCUCACAAUGUGUACUUGAGGGUGCAAAUGUUGACUGUGUAGUGCUUUCUUAAUUCCAUCAAUCAUUGAUCUUGGAGAUCAAUAAAGUAUCUAUGAUUAAUGGCGUUGCAGACUUACUGCAGAUAUAGAAUUACUUUCCCUCACAAUGAGCUAUUCCUCAACUGCCAUUAUUUUACGUUACUCCCUCUCAUUCCCUUCAGUGUUUCAAAAUCCUGAGUAAGGAAAGUCGCUAUUGACUGCCCUAGAAGUCAUGAGAAGCCACUCAAUUAAGUAAUGGCCUAAUUUGCAUAAUUGGUUCAUUUCCUGUGUGGAUAUGAAUCAUCAAGUGGAUGUACGGUACAUCUCACAUUUGCCGACUUCUCAAAUUUCGAAUCAACAUUUGAAUUCAAAGUGACUGUUAUAACACAUUGUUUACUUCCAGGCCCAACAACUCCCCGUUUCUCUUUAAUUACCAUUGUUUGCUAAGGAUGAAGGAAGUUAACAAGAUAAUGGGUCAGUAAGAGUUGAGGUUGCUAACGUGUUGGCAGAAAAUUGCAUGACAUGCUUUCAACCUUGAUGAAACUCUACAAUAAAGGACCAAGAUGGUGUUACAUAGGAAUGUAGUGAUUAUAUUCCAUAUAUUCCAGUCUGAGGGACAAUAUGUACUUUCAAAUCAGUCUCCAAAUACACCUCAAACAGUCGCUAGAUUUGGUAAUGGUCGCUUUAUUUUAAAAAGUCACCAUGGGGCUUUUGAAUACUUGCAAAACUCGAUAAGUUGGCAACUCUGCUCCCCUACCACCACGUAGCCAAGAUAGUGACUAAUGAGGGUGAUGAGCGUUAAAUCACUCCACACUCAAUAUUUUGGCCAUUUUGUGUGAGUGUGAACACAUUAAAGUGUAAGUACACUUCAGCAGACUACACUACUGUAGACUACUGUAACGGCCUCACUAAACGAGCUGUAAAACAGCUACAGUACAUCCAAAAUGCUGCUGCUCGAGUCCUGACUAGAACUAGGAAAUAUGACCAUCGUAGUCCAAUACUCUGCACUCUGUCUCUGCACUGGCUUCCUGUCAACUUUAAAACAGAUCUGCUUGUGUACAAGUCACCUCAUGGUCUUGUGCCAAUUUACAUUUUACACGGCGAGGCUGCGUUUUGGUUUUAUGCUGCCAGAAUUUUGUCUUCCAGAAAUUUAAUUGCUCCCUUUGAUAAAAAGACAAAAAACAAAAAAAGACAAACAAAAAGACUCUUCCCAGUAAAAAAUAUAGCUUGAUUGCUGCUGUCCUCAUUGCUCAGUAGUCAAUUUAAACUAAAGUAAACAUCUAAACAUCUAAGUAAAUAUCUAAUCACAUAUCAUGGUUAACAAAAAUGAAAAUCGGGAAUUAAUAGCUUGAUGUAAUGACCUCUGCAUCAUCACAGUGAAUGUUUUUUUGGAGUGUAAAUAUUCUGUCCUUCCAGAAAGUCUUCCACCAGUUUGUUGAAUUCUUCAGCAAAUCUCAGAUGAAGAUUGUGUUUUCCCUCUGGCAUCAGAUGUAAUCUAAAUUUAGGACAUAACAAUUAGCACAUUUGGCAUAAUUCUUAUAUUACACAUGGGAAAAAAAGAAAAAUUGGUGCCUGAUUUUGGACCAGAUUCUUGGUACAUUGACUGUGAUCAAGUUUUUAGGUUUUUUCCUCAAGCAGCUCCUGUUUUGUUGCCACAUUACUAGUUUGAAAUUGUUUUACUAAUCAAACAGGCAAUAAUAACAACUUGUUGACCACUUGUGCUUGUAUGAAUAAAUGAGAUCACUAAUGAAAGCUGAUGAAGAAAAACAUUUACAGAAUUUUUUUUGAAUCAGUGACUAUAAUUUACCUAAAAAAACAUCUCACAUCCAAAUUCACUAAAUACAUAAGUUUGACUAAUAAGUUCGCCCCCUUACAAAUAUAUGAACAGUGCAGAAUAAUAUGGUGGGUUUAUUGUUAGCACAGAGAGAUAGAAUGUAAAACAAUGCAGAAAGAAAAUUAAGGUGAUAAAUGAAUUUGUGAAAGUAUUUAAUCCCCUACCGACAAAUAAGCAUUCUGACCCCACAGAUGGCUAAAAGACACACCUUUACCCUAACCCAGUACUUCACAAAUAGUGGGGCAGGCCAAUUUGACUCCUGAACACGCUUGCAUGCUUCACUGCUCUCCAUUUUGGUGCAUUUGGCUGGUUUCAGUAUUGAGUUCAGUCUGUACAGUACAGAUGAAUAGCAGAUAUAUAGGUGUGAAAACAUCUCUGUCCCCCAGUGGGGGCAUGACAGAAAAUGACCACAACUCGCCUAACCCAAAGCCUUCCAGUCAAAAAAGCACAUAUUAACCCUGCCCAAUGUAACAUGGGCACACACAGUUGUGUUGUUAGCUAAUGAUAGUAACUUACCAAAGUUGAGUUAACGUCAGCUAUUACUGAAUGUACUAUAUGUACUGUAUAAUAUACGUCAGCUUUCAUAAAAUUGUUGUCUUUGCACCAGAUCAUCUAUUAAUUUAUCUAUUUAUGUUUAUCAUUUUUCAUCUGCUCUCUAUUGUGUGAGGAGGAGUGAUCACAUUCAUUAAAUGACUAGCAUGAGGACCAAGCUUGUGAAAUGUAACUGUCUCUUACAAUAAACGUAC